AUGAUUGCUUGGUUGGUGAUCUUCCUCACUUUGGGGUACACCCUGGUUCUAGGGCUCAACUUGUGGAUUUUCAUAGAACAUUGGCAGAUUAUUGAUGCUCCUCCUGCCAUUGUCCACACAGUGAAGUUCCGGAUUCUGCACUGCUUUGGACACCUGAUACUUACAUGGGGGUGUACACUUGAGAAGCUAAGAAUUUGCCGGAUGCCCAGCUUCUGUCAAUUUCUACAUGACCUACUUCCUGUACAAAAGGACCCUAACUUGGUGGUGACCAACCUGCGAUUCGGGACGAUCACUGUGAGGCUGUUCCAGCCUAAGGCAGUGACUUGCUUUCCUCGCCGAGGCAUCAUUUAUUACCAUGGAGGAGCUGCAAUUAUAGGCAGCCUGGAUGCUUACCACAAUUUGUGCAGUUUCCUGGCCAAGAAGACAGACUCAGUGGUGCUUUCAGUGGGGUACCGCAAGCUUCCUGACUACCAUUACCCAGUCUGCUCCUGGGAUUGCCUGAAUGCCACCAUCCACUUCCUGAAGACACUGAAAAUGUAUGGGGUGGAUCCCUCCCGGGUUGUGAUCUGUGGAGACAGCUUUGGAGGUGGACUUGUCACUUUCAUUACCCAGGCCUUGGUGGGCAGAACAGACAUUCCAAAGGUCCAAGCUCAGAUAUUGAUUUACCCAGUUGUCCAGGGCAUCAAUUUUCAGUUACCAUCAUAUCAACAAAACAAAAAGGUCCCAUUUCUCAUCAGAGACCUCAUGAUGUGUUUCUACCGAUAUUUAAGUAUUGACCCCUGCUGGGAAGAUGCCUUAUUGACAGGUGCUUGUAUUCCUGCUAAUAUGUGGGAGAAGUAUAAGAAAUGGUUGAGCUCUGACAAUCUCCCUGAAAGGUUCAGAAACAAAAAUUACAAGCCUGAAUUUCUUGCCCCUUUUAAUGAGGCUGCCUAUCUGGAAACCAGACAUCUUUUUGAGAUAGACAAUGCCCCCCUCCUAGCAGAUGACCAGGUUAUUGCUCAGGUUCCUGAGGCCCUCAUAGUGACCUGUGAGUGGGAUCUUCUCCGAGAUGAUGGCCUGCUGUAUAAGAAGCGCUUGGAAGACCAGGGGGUCCCUGUGAGCUGGUACCAUGCAGAAGAUGGUUUUCAUGGGUGCAUAAUAUUAUUUGAUAGCAAGUUUUUCUCUUUCCCCUGUAUAGAGAAAGUUAUGACUUCUGUAGUCAAAUACUUAAUGGAAAGAUAA
Messenger RNA from Perognathus longimembris pacificus (Pacific pocket mouse), 1221 nucleotides. RefSeq names its product arylacetamide deacetylase-like 4. The transcript is spliced from 4 exons. The record is from RefSeq and is a predicted model, not a curated record. NCBI's taxonomy places the organism in Eukaryota, Metazoa, Chordata, Mammalia, Rodentia, Heteromyidae. Bases 1 to 1221 code for a protein of 406 amino acids. Gene Ontology annotation, cellular component: membrane. Gene Ontology annotation, molecular function: carboxylic ester hydrolase activity.